AUGCUGCAUACUAGCGACCUCUACUGGCAGAAGUAUAAUCAUUCAAAUAAUGCAAAUACAGUAGUAGAAACAGAAAGUGCUUGAGGAUUUCAGUCUGCAGAUUUUUCUGCCUGAUCUGUAUCUCUUGACCUAAUAUGCAGAUUGGAGCUUAGCUCUCCACCAAAUAUUGGAAUGAAUAUUUGUGCUGAUGAGUGUUUCAUUUAUUUAUUAAAUAGAUUUCUGGACUGACAUUCACCAAAAAUUACCACAGGACAGUUUGCAACAAAAGAAAAGCAAUAUGAAACAUAAUACUGUACAUUAUAAGCAGAAACAUUAAAAAUAAUUAUCAUACAGCACAUAAAAAAACAUAAUUAGCAGCAUCACAACAUAAAAAAAUGACAUCAGCCUUUAAAUACCUUUUUUUUAACGUGAGUUUUUACCUGGUUUCUGGUAAUAUAAAGUGGAUCCUCCAGUGUCCAAGAUAUUUGGAGUCUACACGUUGAGGAAGGUUGGUUUAAACAUUUUUUAAAAUGCAUUUAGAUACAUAUUUUGAAAUGAACCUGUAUAUAUACGUUUAAAUCGUAUUUUGAGAGAAAAUACACAUUUAAAUAUGCAUCAAAGUAUGUAUUUACAUACCUGCUUUUGAGAGGAAGUUAAAAAGAAAUUUGCAGAUCGUUGCAACGUGCAAAAAUGUCCUGGACUGGAAAUACACGUAUAAACCCAUCCCUACUAUAUACACUGCACUCCUGUCUGUUUAUUUGCCAUGGAUCAAAUAGAAGUUCUCUGGCUUGUUUGUUGCACAACCUUGCCUAUUUAUUCUUUGAGAAGAAUCAAAGAGAAGAAGCAGAGUUGGAGGUUAUCUAAGUCAUUUUCAGAAGACCUUGACUUGGUUUCAUCAGGAGGUGGUUAGAUCCCAGACAUUGUUUCUAGAUGCUCCUUUAAGCACUUGGGAAGUGAAAAUUGCCAGGGGCGGAUCAGCUUAUCACUACAUAUUGGACAAACAGUUCACUUCUGGGGCCCUUUCUUGCGUAUGCUUGCUACCUUUUUCCUGCAGAAACUCCUUUGCCUUUAACACCUGCGUUCCCAGCAAACAUUUAAGAGAGUGAAGCAUUUCUAGAAAUGGCUAGCCAGGUGAGGUGGAGCUGCCAUGCUAAGUUCCUGGCAGGAGGGUCUCUAUUAUUUACCUGUGCAAAGGGUGGAUUGGUACAAAUGCACCUGCUGGAAUGCCAAAUUGGUGGCAUUGAUGUGCUUGCCAGGCAAAGGGCCUUCUUGGUUGUGGCGCCCACCCUGUGGAACGCCCUCCCAUCAGAUGUCAAGGAAAUGAACAACUAUCUGACUUUUAGAAGACAUCUGAAGGCAUCCUUGUUUAGAGAAGUUUUUAAUGUUUGAUGUUUUAUUGUGUUUUUAAUAUUCUGUUGGGAGCUGCCUAGAGUGGCUAGGGAAACCCAGCAAGUUGGGCGGGGUAUGAAUAUAUUAUUAUUAUUAUUAUUAUUAUUAUUAUUAUUAUUAUUUUAUUAUAUUUUAUUUAUUUAUUUGAACUCUACUGACCUCCUCACCUUUCUUCUUCCCAGUAAGCCAAGAGCAUCCCACCUGCCAGGAAUCUAGCAUAAUCAAUCCACUUCACCCAGCAAGCUGCUUUUGAGCAUUUCUCAUCACUACAUCUUGGAAAAAACUUUGCCUGUGUUGCAGGUCAGUUUUAUUUAUUUAUUAUUAUGUCUGUAUCCCGCCUUUACUCCAAGGAAGUCAUUUUAUCCUCGCAGCAACCCUGUGAGGUAGGCUAGGUUAAGUGAUAGGGAAGGGCCCAAGGUUUCACCGCUGAGUAGAGAUUUGAACCCUGGUCUCCCAGGUUCAACGUUCUAACUGCUGCACCACACUGACGCUCUCAUCAAAAGAAAACAAUUUGGUAGUGCUCGAAAACAGUUGCUCCCUUGUUGCCCUGCCGUAACCCCCCCCCCCACUCAAAUAUUAAAUAUAAAGAAACAGAUUAGGGCCAGAGAGCAGAUGAUCCUGCGCUGUGUUUGUAAGGUGCUUCCAGACAUGGGGGUGUUGUCUGAUGGGUGCUACACAUGCAUGCAUUUUUUUUCAAAACACACGUUGUUGGCAUCAAAAUGCUGGCCUGUAUUUCCCCCCAUUUAAUCUUUAGUUAUCCUUUUCAAGGGAAAUCCGAGGGUGCUGGAAAACCUGUUUCCAGUGACUCAUUUGUGAUACCUAAACAGCCUGUUUGCAACAUAAAACUGCUCUUUUUUAGAUUAAGUAGCUAAGUCAGAAGGAAGAAAAUACAAGAAAAUGAGAAAUCUAAAGGAGAAAGCAAGAAAAAACUAAAGAAAGACAGAGGGUAAAAUAAAAGGACUUCUGGCUCUCUGCAGCUACCUGUACAUAUGAUAUUCAUUCUUUAAGAUCCAACCAUUCUAUAUUCUAUAAACCAGUAUUUUUUCAAUCUUCAAAUCCAGAUAUUACAAGGUAAUUUUCUCUUUCACGCAAAAAAUCCAUAAGAAAUUUCCAAUCCUUAGCAAACAUUAGUAAUUAUUUUUCUCUAAUUAAACAUGUUGGCAAUUGUGUUUUCUAUGGAUUGCUGUUUGCUCCGAUUCAGCGGUAAAGCAUGGGAUUUCACAGAGAAAGAGCCAAGGCAAACAAAAACAAAAACCCUGCUCAGAUAUGGAGCUUUAAAGUGCAGACCUGUGCCUGGAAAGCGCAGCGCAGAAGGAAGUCUGGAUGAGCCCUGCGUUCAAGAGGCGCUGAUUUGGUAGUUCCUCAUUAAAGUGCUUUUGAAAAAUUAUUUGUCCUCCAUCCCUAGCAAACACUUAUAAAAGUCUUGCUGUGCCCUCCAGACACCAGUUCCAGACUUUAGUGGUCACCCCCACCUCCCAUGAUGCUGUCUGAACACACAUCACCCUGCUGUGUGGCAGGGCCAGUCCAGUUUUGCACCUAGACAAAACUUUCAAAUUCUGUCUGGGAAAAAGAUGAUGAUCCAUCCCUGGCCAUGUGCUGGGCCUUUCUUUCUGUGCUUGCUGUCUGCAUCUGUCUGCGUGAUCCAGGAAAUCUUCACACCAUCACCAGAAAAGGCAAAAGUCAUGCAUCAGUCACUGUCUCUAAAUAGGUACACAAUGGGUGAUUAGAUUAGUCGCUGACUGUUUCUUUGAAAUGAUGCGUUCUGUUGGCUGGCACUUUCGGAACUUGGUUUGCACACUGACUUUAGAGCAUCCGAGUGGAAUAGCCUCUUCAGAUGCUAUAUAUCAAAUUGUGUGGCCUUGUCCAUUGGAGAUGUAAUACUCUCUGGUAAAGAAAGAACAUACUACACCUUCCGUAAACGUUUGAAAGUUCUUAGUCACCCUGCAGCCUUGUCUGUAAAGGUAAAGGGACCCCUGACCAUUAGGUCCAGUCGUGACCGACUCUGGGGUUGCGGCGCUCAUCUCGCUUUAUUGGCCAAGGGAGCCGGCAUACAGUUUCUGGGUCAUGUGGCCAGCAUGACUAAGCCGCUUCUGGCGAACCAGAGCAGCACACAGAAACGCCGUUUACCUUCCUGCCGGAGCGGUACCUAUUUAUCUACUUGUACUUUGAUGUGCCUUUGAACUGCUAGGUUGGCAGGAGCAUGGACGGAGCAAUGGGAGCUCACCCCAUCACAGGGAUUCGAACUGCCGACCUUCUCAUCAGCAAGCCCUAGGCUCUGUGGUUUAACCCACAGCGCCAUCUGCGUCCCUUGUCUGUAUCUGCAGCCAAAUACCUAGCUGGCUGGUGGCACCCACUGUUUCCUCAAAAAAGUGCAGUUAGGGGGACGUAUGCAUGAAUUAGGGUGUUUGGGGUAGAAAGAUAAUGGGGCAAUUGGGUGCAGCAUGUUGCAAAUGAGCAAAAUAUGUGAGAUUGUAGUAUGUGUUUGCUGCUUAUUUCAGGCCCAGGGGCCAAAUGUGGUAAUCUGGGUCCCUCCAUCUGCCCUUAGGGCUCUUUUCAGGCAAUACCACCCACCGGCUUUACCUCACACCCUCCUUGAGUGUUUUUUGGCUGGGCUGCAAUGUGCCCUUGAGCUCUCAGACUGAUUAUCGCUUGCCUAAAUGGAGGAGAGAGGGAGAUGUGUAUGUCGAAACUAGUGUACUGUACAAAGGUAAAAACUACAUUCAUUGUUCUGCCCACUUUGCCAGAGCUAAGGCUCCUGCUAGUGCAAUGAGGCUUCCCCCACUUCCCCCCAAAUCCACUCUGGAGAGUCAUGAGAACCCCCCAGAACAGAACGUAGGGAGAAGAGAAACAGAAUAGUUCUGUCUGGCAAUUACAAAUGCUUAUGCUGAUCUGCCUCAGCAAGGCAGCACCAUGUAAAGUGUGUUACAUUAGUCUAGUACAUGUGACUGUGGCAAAGUCUGCUUUCCUCAGGACAAUUUGCAGCUGGCACAUCCCCGAUAUUGUGGAAAAGCACCCUUGGCCACAGCUGUCACUUGUCAAUUCAGAAGCCGCGGUGGACUCGGACGUGCUUCCAAGUUGCAAAUUUGCUCCUUAAGAGGGGACUGCAACUCCAUUCAGAAUGGGCUGGAUUCUGUGAAAAGCUGCUCUGCCAGAACCUCCAUCUUGCCUUGAUUGAGCUUCAGUUUGUCUGUUACAUUAUACCCCUUGUGAGACAGAUUCUUCACACUUACAAUGAGCAGAAUUUUCAGGCUUUAUAAUGAUAUAAUAUGGAAAAAGCCAGCUGCCUUAACUCUACAGCUGCUCCCACAACUCCAUAGUAUAUAGAUAGAUUACUGAUAAGCCUAAUCAGUUGCCGUAUUGUAUGACGGUCAGAGUUGAAGGGAAGAUUACCACAAACAUACUUUGGCAUUUUACCUUGAAGUGUGGUAAACAAGCCCAGAGAGUUUCUUCCUCUGAAUAAACACCACACAUUUCUUCAGUAACCCAAAGAGCAGAGUGAGUAAAGUUUCCAGGGUAAGAUUUUUGAGCUGUUCUGCGUGUUUGCCUGAACUGCAAAUUAGUUGCUCAGAGCGGACUAAGAGGAAGCAGUUGUUAUGACUGAUAAUCUUAAUUAAAAUAAAUUAAUUUAUACCAUGCCUAAGUGGCAAUCAUUUUGCAAGCACCAUCUUAUUCACCCAACACUAUAGUACAGGUUAUUCCUGCUUUGCAGAUGGGGGAUGGGGGCAGAGAAGCAAAAUUUGCUCAAGGGAGCCCAUUGGCUGAAUUUUUGAAGUCUUCAAAAGUUCCAAGGUUCACAUUUUAUCCAGUGUGGUCUUGCAAGGGCUGAGCCAAGAGCAGCAGUCUGAGGUGGGAAUCAAGAACUGUAGAACUAAAUCGUCAGAACCAAAGGACAAACUGGGAAUCAGGGUUCAGGAACAAGACGGGAAAUUGGCUGGAUCAAGAAGAAGCCAGACCUUAGGGCUGAAAAGCACGUCAGGACUGUAGGAAAAACAGGGAGGCAGAAUCAACAAGCAAGCCAGAACCAAAGAGCAACCAAGAUAUCAAAAGCAUGCAAAGACUAGGAAGGUAUUGUUUCUCAAACAAGUUUCAGCUGCAACAGGAAGCCUUCUUAUACUGGAGUUUCCAAUAACUAGCCUGGGUAAGCCUUUAUUGAGCACCCAGGGCCUGAGAAUACUUACUGUGAACCUCCCCCUGGAGUUCAGCUACCACUAUGGAACAUCUACCCGCAGAUCCCACUAGUGGUUAAGCGUUGGGUAUGAAAACAAGGAACCCAGACUGUAAUAGCAGCUUGUUUCCAAAGGGCAGUAUGGGGAAUCCAACCUCAAAUAACUAUUUGUUGUUUCUGAUGUUUGGUUGGGAACAAGUGAGGAAACAGCUGCACAGAGAGCGACUGGGUCUUGGCAAUAUAGGAAACAACUUGAUUUUCUGCGCCCUAUUCUGAAGUACACUACUGGAGCAGGUGUCUUAAAAAUCAUCUCCAAGCAACGUCUCUUCAUCAACGCUUCACUUUCUCCAUGUCAGCACAGGCUGCAAGGCAGCUUCUGUGUAGAAGUAGUGAGACCUUUGAGACUGACUGGGGACGGUAUAACCAGUGGGUUUGAAAAAUGAUGGCAAAUGCCCUCCUCUUUGUGCCUUUGAAUUAGUUGUGACACACACACACACUUAUUUGCUGUGCUGUCCAAAGGGAAAUGCAGCUGGACCCACACAGCUUCUGGCCUCAGUCCCACCUUGAGCAGGCUGGAUCAGGCCAGUGGCCCAUCUAAGUCAGCAUCCCAAUGGCCAGCCAUAUGCUUGUGGGAAACGAGCAGGACCUGAGCACAAGAGCACUCUGCGCCCCCCGUCCCCCGAAGUUUGAAACAGCUGUGGGAGGAAGGGGGGCUUGACCCUUCCCCUGCCUGUUUCUUUCUCACUGCAAUUUCUGUCCAAAGGCUGUUUUCCUUGCUGGCAAAGGUAAACAUGAUCAGGAAGAAAAAACCUUGGAGAGGAAAAUGUAUUACAGGGGAAGGGAAGGAGGGGCAGUGAAAUAGUGGCAGAUGUGGGGAGAGGACAGCACCCCUCCUUCGCUGCUGCAGAUCACCAUCUUCCCUAAGUUGUUUUUCCUUAAUACAGUGGUACCUCAGGUUACAGACGCCUCAGGUUACAGACGCUUCAGGUUACAGUCUCCGCUAACCCAGAAAUAGUAUCUCGAGUUAAGAACUUUGCUUCAGGAUGAGAACAGAAAUUGUGCUUCAGCAGCGCAGCGGCAGCAGGAAGCCCCAUUAACUAAAGUGGUGCUUCAGGUUAAGAACAGUUUCAGGUUAAGAACGGACCUCCGGAACGAAUUAAGUACUUAACCCAAGGUACCAUUGUAGAAGCAGUAGUAGUAGUAGCAGCAGCAGCAGCUGUCAGGGUAUCGUUAAAUGUGUUUGAAUGUAAUGCAUAGUAGUUUUACCCUCAGUACCAAGUACAAAACAGUGUUAUAAAAAGUGGCCCCUGAGCUUUCUGAAGUGUAGCAACAUCUGGUAUCCAAAUACUAAUGAUCUCAUUACUUAUCAUCUGAGGGCUCAGAGUAUGUUUAUAUUGCAAUGAGUUAUAAGUGUGGAAUCAAAUUAAUUUUGGGUAUGCAAUGCCUGUGUGUUGGUCUGGAGCUGGCUGAGGUGAAAGCAAACAUACUGCUGCUUUCUCUUUUUCUUAAGGAUCAGUUCAGGGGCGAGGGAGGGAUUCCUGGUAACCUUUUGCAAGAAAGAGGCUGUCCCUCUAGUCCCUCCCCUUUGGUGCCAUGUGUUGGCUUGUCCUUCUGUGCCUGGAAGGAUUUGGCUGUGCUGAUUCCACUGUGGCUGAAAAGGUAUUGCUCACCUGCCCCUCCCCUCUGACUCAAGUCAAAACAAGUAACACAGUUUCUUUGGCAGAGCAAGACAGUGCCUGGAAGAGGGAAGCAGCCGAGGGGUCGGAAGUGUGAACUCAACGAAAAAUCCAGCAGCUUUGGAGAUUGGAACACCAGGGCAGAACUGGCUUCCUCUCGCUCAUUUUUCUCCUGAUACCAGCUAUUCUGAAUCAGGGACCGAGCCCAGCAGGUAAGGGAGUCCUGUUGCUUUCUGAUUCGAAAAGGGAGAGAGGGCUGUUGUUUAUUGAUGAUCAAUAUUUCCAAAUCAUUAGAAAAUGUUGUGGAGUAUUUAUUUUUCGGAAUGUAAGUAUCCAGCUUUCUGGUGUUCAUGAGAUAAUUAGACAUAGAAUGGGAACUGCUACUUUAUUGGGGUGAACCAUUAAUACUUGGUUACAUUAAAAAAAAACAGAGCUCUGGUGAAAUCAGCAAUUCUCUUCCUCUUCUCUAUGGGUUAUUUCACAUGUUGCAGAUUCCCUGCUUAAAGGAAGUCACAACUAUAGCAUUAAAAUCCACAGAUGGGUUGCCAUGUGUUACAUGUGCAAGCUUUUUGUCCUGGUUGUGGCUUCUGAGUGUAUGCGGUUACAUCUACAUGCUGCCUGCCUGUGAUUUCUUACAUGGAAGUUGCUUUUGUAUUGGAAAUCGGUAAUAUGAGGUGCAGCUCUUGGUCUGCUGGGACCCUGGGCGCUGCCCUGUUGUUCUCUCUCUCUCAGUCCUCCCUGUUUCUGCGGGACAAUACAGAGGAAGCUCUCCUGGGCUAAAAGGUGGGAAGGCAGCCCGGUGACUAGAGGCAGAACAGAGACAGAAAGGGCCUCAAGACAAAAUCACUUUCCGUGCUGAUUAUCUUGCCUGGUGGGAGUAAGCAGCAUUUGAGGUCUUUGGCAGGGACUGUAUGCACAUAGGAAUGUAGGGUCCUGCAAAACUGAGGUUAUUUCACGAGGCUUUUAUCCAGCCAGUAGUAACUGGUGAAGGGAUGUAUUGGGAAGUAAGAGGCUGCCACUAAUGAGGGAUUACCAAAGGGCUGGUGUGCUAGGUGCCUUUACCAGAGGGAUGUGGCAGCAGAGAUAUAGGGGCUGCUAGGUCUGCAGGCAUAUGGCAGCUGACUAGCUGGCACCCCCCAAGUGUGGGCAUGAGCUAUGAUACCAGCAGCCAACAAUGGGUGUCAAAUACCGUCGUACCUUGGAUCCUGAAUGCCCUGGAACUCGGACGUUUUGGCUCCUGAACGCCGCAUACCCAGAAGUGAUCGUUCCACUUUUUGGAACCCGAACGUCCAACGGGGCUUUUGUGACUUCUGGUUGGCUGCAGGAAGAUUUGAUUUUCGAACAUUUUGGAAGUCGAAUGGACUUCCGGAACGGAUUCUGUUCGACUUCCAAGGUAUGGCUGUACCUGCAAGGUGCUGACUUAGCACCCUCACAUGCCCCGGGCACUAAUUUGUCAGAUAGGGGCCCCUUACCCCUUGGCCACCAUUCAAUGUCCUCAGUGCACUGAGCACCCCUUUUAAGCGCACUGCCUCAUCUGCUGCCAGCUGCUUCAGGCGAUCUCCUGGUCCUACACAUUUGCUGGCCAACUGCACAUUAUGGAACUGGGCUGGGGAUAGUCUUGGUAUGGCUGGGGUUAGUGGUGGUGUUCUUCAUUUGUAGGAUGUGUUUCCUUGAGCAGCGCAAAUGGGGAACACACAGCCUUCAGUGGCAGCGGGAUUGUGGGGAGGAUCCCUAAACAUUUUUUGGGGGGGAGGGCGUGUACAUAUAAGCCAUUUCAAAAUGGCACAGGGAGUAACUUGACAACUAGUAUUGCUGCUAAAGGCACUAUUCGCUUGCUAUCCAGGACACCAGACCUCCUCUUCCCUGUACUGAAGGAAGUGUAGCAGCCAUUCUUGUUGGAGGCAGGCAGGGCCUGCCCUGCCAUUGCACAGAGUAGGGCCACCACCUCAGCCAGCUGGUUGUGUAUGUCAUGCAAGGGCAGCAAAUUCUCAAAUUUUGUUUUUCCCAUUAUUAUAUUUUUCCUGCUAUAGGGGUUGCUUUGGGGAUUUGCUGCCUCGGGUGUAAACAUAACAUUUCCAGCCUGGGAUGCAGUGUGGCUUGAGGUGGGACGGGUGCCACUUGCUGCUUCACCUCGGGCAGCAAAAUAUAUUGUGCCAACUCUGGGCUGGUGUUGCUGCUUCCCAGCAAUUGGGGUUUGGUGGUUUCGCAGCUGCAACGCCACAGAAUCCAUUUUUGGUGCAAUCAUUUUUCUGGUUUUCUGAAGUCUGUGGUAUUCUUCCAGUCAAACAGAUAACAUUUUGAAGAUACGCUUCAGUGCUGAGUAUAUUUUAGCCGCACGUUGGCAGCUGAUACAAACAGGGAGAAUAUAGCAAACGAGGUAUAAUGGGAAGGUAUUGAAUUGUGGGAGCUCCCGCCUGGCUAUGUGGAACCCUUCCUUCAGUGGAGGCAAAAUAGACAGCCAAGCUUUUCAGGGUGUGGGGUAUCUGGGAGGCUCCUUGGGGGAAAGGUGGUGAUAAUUAUUGCUUAGUAUUGAGAUUUUAAUCUCUUAAUUGUUCAAUUAAUCAAUUAAAACUGCACAGUUAAUUAAAAAUAAUAAUUCAGCCAGUUGGCAGCCCUGUUUCUGCCUUGGUGUGUAGAAGACAAACGAAAAAUAGCUCACUCAGCAUGAGUUACUUUUAAAACUGCCCAGGGGGUUGUUUAAACAUCUCUGUGACUAUGGUGGGGGCAGGAGGAGGGCUUUGACUCACAGUCUGGGAUUGGGCACCUGGAAGACUUUUCCGGAUUAUUGGUUUAUUGCACGAUAAACACACAGUUGUCCAUAUUAUGGUGUUAAAUGUCUGACAUGUCUUUCCUGAAGUAGGGGGUCUGUUCUGGCCAGGGAUAUUGUGUUUUCUGAGCACACAAAUUGCUGUGAUGUGGAAUUGUAACACACUUGUCAUAGCUCGCCCAUCUAUUUGUAGCGUUCAGCUCUGUCUGGACUAUGAUACUGUUUUGUCUCUAUUGCAGAGAUGGGUAGAGAAACUGUGGCCUUCCAGGUGUUGUCAUGGGACUCCCACUCCCAUCAUCCCCAAGCUAGUACAGCCAAUAGUCAGGAAUGAUGGGAGCUGAAGUCCAACAAGGAGGGUCAUAGGUACACUGUCUAUUGUUUUUGACAUUGCUGGUGGCAAGCAGCAUUCGUCAUAGGGACAUGGGAGGCUUCCUGAGCCCAACGACUGGUGUGCUUAGCUCAUUACUGUCUACACGGACUGGCAGCAGCUCUCCAGGGUUUCAGGGCUCUCUCCUAGUCCUACCUAGAGAUGCUGGGAUUGAAUUUGGAACCUUUUACAUGUCAAGUGUGUGCCACUGAGCCACAACUCUGAGAUUAUGUCCCAGUAACACUGCCACACAUUUCCCUUCCCAGUCUUGCACAAUUCUAUAAACUGGUGUGGGUGGGUGGGUGGUGUGUUUUGUUGCUGCUGCUGUACUUAUUUCUCUGGAGUAGAAUGUGCCCUUGCUGUAUUAUUCCAGCACAAGAGAGCUUCAUCACACCCAUGUCCCACCAGUUUGUUAAUCUUACCACCACCAGUCUUUCCCCCCCCCAGUUCCAGGCUGCGCACUUAUUUUCUUCAGCCCUGGAACAUCUUGUGUUCAAAAACAAAAGUAGUGUUCUAAGUACAGGGGGAAAGGUAGGGGGCUUUCGGUGAAACCACACCUGCCUGCAUUUUAGCUAAAUCACAGUUUCGCUGCCACUUCUAAAAAUUAUAGCUAUUUGGCCUCCAGGCCUGAGGCUCACCAUCAUCCCCUCUGGCCACCCUGAAAUUUGAGCAUGGAGAGCAGGGAGUAGGACUAAGGAUGGAUGGAUCUGCCAAUGUCCGUUUCCCAGAGUUUCUCAUUAUUCUGUGUUUCUUCCUUCAAAUUCUUCAAAUUCCUCAAGUCCUCAUAAAUGUUCAUCGGCGUUUUAGUGCAAAUCUCCCCUGCUAAACACAUUUUUGGGGGAAGCAAUUAUCCCUAACAUAAUGCAUUUUGUAUGUAGUUUUCACAUGUAUAUGCAUUUCAUUCACACUGUUCCCUGAUGUACCCAUUUUUGGAUACAUUCUUUGGCUUGACAACUGCUUCGCAAAAUCUGGAGAAAUCCAAAUUUCUAAGGAUAACUGUGUUUCAGUUUGCAUGUUUUAGGAAGUGUGGAACAGGGAGUUUCGGAUUAAAAUGUGAACCAAACGUAAUUUCUCUCAAACCCUUAGGCAGGACAUUGCUCCACUGAGUCCAACUAAUAACCCCUCUUAUUUAAACAAGCAAACCAAACUUUAUUCAUUGCUGUUAUCUGGAAAGCCCCUGAGUAUGUGUCAGUAGGUCAAAGCUGCAAACAUAUCCCGGAGGGAGUUUUGUCAGGCUGAGUAGUUGGGCAAGAAAUUCGUAGAAGAUAUUUUCUUUGCAGAGCUGCAGGUGAGACACCACCAGCCCUUUGGAAUUUUGGCUCCGAUGCUUGAUGGUGAAUGUGCUUCCCCUGAGUAGGCAUGUCCAGCAUUUCUAAUCUUCCAAUGGGGAUUCUGCAGACAUAGAAGGAUACGGAGGCUGAUUCCCAUAACCAUUAGCCUCAUAUUGGUUACUGCAACUCCACAUGAAAUUGAUUCAUGCGCUGAGCUGGUUGUGUGCAGGCCACCAAUUAGGUGGGAAAGUCACCUAGCCUCACCCACAUGGUUCUUCUGGUGCCAACACCCAUGUGCAUCAGCAUGGGACAUCAAGCCAAAGGAAAGUGACUCCCACAUCACACAUGAAUGUGAAGAGGGGCAGGCACUUAGAUGUUGACUGCAUGUUACGCACAAGUGAGCCCUGGUGCUAUAUUCUUCUUCUUCUUUUUUUGGAAAAGCCACUUUCCCAGCUAUUUGCAGCAGUGAAACAACAGGCAGGGAGAUGUUUUGGCAUGUCGCCUCCCACUACUCUGAAAUGCUUUUCUUUAAUGAUAAUGAUGGUGGUGGGGCUCUAAUAGAUGCAUUUGAUUAUAAUGAGUUGGCAUCCCCUCCGUCUAGCUGACUUCCUACCCUGAGAUUUCCUUUCCUUGAGGAGGAGGAGUCAUGUGGUUCCAUUGCAACACGGCGGAGGUUUGAUUACUCAAUUAUAAAACAUCUUGUUUUGGUUCAAGACUCCAAGGUUUAUGGCAUGAGCACGGUUUCUCUACAGGAGCAUGCAGACACACCUUUGGGUGCUAAAGUUUUCAGAGGGCACACAACUGCCUUCCAGAUUUUGCUGGGAAAUGCUUGGAGUUUGCCAGUGAUUCCUGCUAGUUAGAGCGGAACUCAGGAAGAGGGUAACCUGGACGAGAACAGACCACCGAGACAACUUUUACAAUACUUCCUAUUCCAAUCUUGCUCUUUUACAAGGAGCCUGGAAUUCCACAGUCUGCUUCCCAGCUUGGUAUAUUUGAUAUUACGUACAUGUUCAGGAGUUAAAUAAAAACUGGGCUCUGUGCCCAGGGAAACUAGUUCUUCUCUGGUAGAAAGGUUUAUGCAUCUACUCAGCGGCUGCCUGAAGCAAACUUCCUCUUGGCUAGCAAACAGGCAGCGUGAGUCUAAUCCACAGGCGAGAUAAGCUUAUUUGGCACAGAGGACCACACUGGAAAUGUUGUUUGCCAUCACAUAUCCACACUUUUCUCUACAACCAUGAGUGUUAGAAAUGUGCUGGUGUUUUUUAAAAUGAAAACUGGGAAGUCUCGGGAUUCUAACAAGUCCAUAGGUUGCCUAAGGGACCUUGCCUUAUAUGUUGCACAACCCUCUUCUCGUCUUUCCCAGGCAUUGAGAGCUGUUUGUGCAGCUUUAAAGAGGCCAAGUCAGCAGGGUAAUAGCCCAGUGCGGGCAGAACAAAAGAGAGGGUGUAGACUUGGAAUAUUUGGAUAGGAAUUGGGCAGCUGAAUAUAUUCAGGAGGGGUGUGUGUGAAUUGUUGGAACUAAACUUGCUUAGCUGCCUAGCAUCUCUGCUUAUUUUUGCAAUCAAACAGGGAAUAACCUACUUAAGGGCUGCAUGGAUUCCUGGUAACGUAAUGUCUUGCAUCAGAAUGGGUCUCUUCAGUUUUGGUGGUGCUUUAACAUGCUUGGACAUGUCAUUAGGAUGGGACUGGAGGCAGGAAGGACCAGUUAGAAGUAUGUAGCCUUAUCGUGUACAUGGAUGAUCAUGUCAGUCUUUGAAUUCAGAAUAGGAGAGAAUGGAAACUGACUUGAAUGAAUGUUUCCUUCAGAAGCCCCUUGACUUGAAAACUUUGUUGACUGAAAAAUUGCAGCCAGUUCACCCUACAGAGCAGAUUUGGAUUCAGGGGUUGUGGCUUUAUUGCUUGCUUGGAUGUUAUUCCUACACGUCAGUUUAUUACGCUGUGUUAUGUUUGUAUUUUCAGUGGACUGCAAAAGUUUCAAUAUGCAAAGGUUGCAUCUCUUUGUUCAAGUAGAAUUGCAUUCUGGAUUUUAUGCUGAUCUUUGGGGCCUCCCACAGGGCUCUUCAAGUUUGGAUUAUCAUCCUUUUCAUUGGGGCUUGCAAAACACUGUGCCUUUGCCUGUGCAGUUUGAUUAAAAACCACGUGGACUAAAACAGGUCACCUGGUGUCAUUGUGAUGUCAUAGGAAUAUAAGGGUCUAACCCAUGGGUAGGCAAACUAAGGCCUGGGGGCCAGAUCCGGCCCGAUCGUCUUCUAAAUCCGGCCCACAGAAGGUCCAGGAAUCAGCGUGUUUUUACAUGAGUAGAAUGUGUCCUUUUAUUUAAAAUGCAUCUCUGGGUUAUUUGUGGGGCAUAGGAAUUCGUUCAUUCACACCCCCCAAAAAAAAUAUAGUCCGGCCCCCCACAAGGUCUGAGGGACAGUGGACCGGCCCCCUGCUGAAAAUGUUUGCUGACCCCUGGACUAACAGCCGGAUCCAGUUCCCCACUCUGGAUUUUGGCUUGGAUAGUUCUCUUUAUUCAUGCCACUUGAUCCCUUAGCAAUACAGUAGAGUUUGGAAUGGCUGUCCUUUUUGUUUCUUUGGAGUGUCACUCUCCAGUCAUGCCUAUAAUCAUAGACCAUAGGUAGGCUUCAUCAUCAGUGAAUGUUGCAAAUAGGAAACAGGCACAGUUCAUGGUACUGCUUCAGCCACCCCUUCCUUGGUGGCUCUUGUCUUUCUGCUUGUCCAUGUUAACUAACUUCUGCUUUGUUUCAUGGUGAUAUCUGUCUGAAUGUGUGAAAUUGUGGAUGUAUGAACUGCACAACUUUGGUGAAGGAACACUUUGAAGCUUAAUCAGAGUAAUGGCAAAGGAGUGUUGGCACAUGUUCACAGGGCAGGAUCAAGUCCUGCUGGUUUGACACCUGUUUGGCCUAUGUAAGGAUGCUGGACUAGAUGGUCUGAUCCAGCAGGGCUCUUAAUACAUGCUUAUGUGCUUAUCUCAAAGUGCAGUAAGUGAUAUCUGCAAAAUUGAUGGAGGCAGCAAGGGUGUGUUCCUUGUCUGCUGUUCAUCUGACCUGGCCCUGCAAUUUCCCAUGUCUGCCCAUUUUUUUAUCCGCAUUGAUCAGAUGUGGAGAUUUAGCACAUGUGAGCCUUGACAAACCCCAUGUGAGCAUGCACACUUUAGACAAUAUUUCAUUUUGAAAAGAGAUACGUAGCAUUGUUUCUUUCCUCCCCACCUUUUUUUUUAAAAGCUAGACUGAAAAGCUUGACCAUCUUGGCACCAGUCUUACUGUGGAUCUUUGAAAUAUAAUAGGUUUUGCUAUGAAAGCCAAAGUCAAAACCCAACCUUGUUGAAUUGUGAGUGCUGUGAAUAGACAGCUCUGAAAUGAACAAUACUUUAUUAGCGUUCAUGGGAAGCUUAUGGAGGCAUAUUCACUGUUACAGGAAUCCCCAGUAAGGUGCCUACAGGCACAAUUGUGCCCUUUAGGACUUUCCCUGGCCCCCCAAAAACCUCUGGCCCCUACUGCCUCCUUUGUCAGUUGUAAGCAACCCCAUAACAGGAAUCCUGAUUCACGGAACCUGACAUUCAGCAUGCCUCCCUAGAAGAGGGAAUUUUUGCAGGUAGAGGAUGUCCACGACAACCUUCUGAUGGACUUUCCUCCUUGACAUAAUUACUGAACGUGCAGCUUUUGCUUCUGGCCACUUUCCCGUAGCUGCAUUGGGAUCAGCUGCAGAGUUGUGGCAUUUUGUAGUUCUGAGGGGAGUACACUCUGCCAUUGCAACUGUGCCGCUUAACUCAGUUUUAUGGAUGGGAGUACCAUGGCAGGCAGAGGAACAAAUUCGCAUCCACACAAUCUCCUGAUUGGAGCGAGGAAUAAUCUACAAAGGUCUGAAGCAGUGUCGCCCUAUAGCAGAUCUCUUUUCAGUGCUGUGAACCUUGUCCACCCAGGCCCAGCCCCCUUUGCGUUUUGUUUACCAGGAGACUGGUAGGGCCAGGAUAAGCUCCAGACAGAAACUCAGUGUGACUCUCAAAUUGACUCACCCAGGUUGGGGCAGGGGAGUGGCGUGUAAACACCAGGGGUUUGCUGCAGGAGGUAGGAUUGGAGCCACCCCCAGCUGUAGGGAAAGUGAGAGACUAUCCCUGCUGAAUGACAUGUCCCAACAUCUGCAAUGGGACCUUGAGCAGCUCUUCUGUUACUGGAGCCUGGGCUGGAGGAUGGAGGAGUAUUCUUGGCAUGGGGAAGCUCAUUUCAUUCAUUGCCAGAGCUGAGGAGCUGCUUGCUUAGCACACCCUGCCAGGAUUAAGAGGAGGCUCCCCACGACUUUUCCCCUCCCAGCCUAGCAGGAAAGAGAAGAGUAGCAGGUGAACUAGUCAAGCACAUGGGGAGCUGAGAAUUGCCAAUCAGGUUUCCUUCUGGAAGCCCUCAUAAAUUGCAGUUAACUGUGACAGAACACAGCAUGAAUAUUUGCUUCAAGGACUAUGUAGUGCUGGUAAGACAUGGACCUGAGGCCAAAGAAUAAAUCUGCCCCUGCCUCCCCACAACUUUCCCCAAACCAGAAAAUCUGCUUUCUGGUGUAGAUAUAAAGAGCUGGUGGCGCCUAGAGGCCAAGCUACAAACCAGGAUGUCCCCAGUUUGCUUCUCACUCUGCCAUGAAUUCACUCUGCAGCCUUAGGCAAGUCUCUUUCUCUGAGGCCAAGCCCUUCGCCUCCCUCCCAUCUGCCAUACAGAAUAAUAGCACUGACCUACUUUAUAGGGUUGCUGUGUGAUGUGCAACAACAAAAAAUGUAAGUGAAGUGUUUUGAAAACUAGGAAAAUGCUAUAUCAAUUCUAAAUUAUUAUCAAGUGUCUGUUACAGUCCAUGCUCUGUGUGCUGCUACACUUGAAUUGGGUUGUAAUAUGAAUGUCCAACUUUGUAUGCAUCAAAUAAAUAUUACCUGUGCAGUAGGGUUACAGACAAAGAUUGAUAAUUCUGCGUGUUCGUGUGCAGAAGUUUAUGGGUGUUUCUGAACAGGAGCUUUCCCUGCCUUUGUUUGGGUGCCCCAAACAAAGUGUCAAGACAUCUGCUGUUGUUUUGCUGUGUGGGCCAAUUUUGGUCUCACAUAGUGCAUUGGAUUGCACAACAGCCAGGCUGUAGUGGCCCAGACGAGCUUUUAUAUUUUAUCUUUGCUGAAUAGAUUGAUAGAUAACCAGCAUGGAAUGCUGGGUUUGGGUUUGCCAAAGGCCCAGUUUACACAGGAGCCCUAAAGUGAGGCUCCACAUGGUCAGAUGCUUCUAGGUAACUAUUUCAUGUAUCACUUAUGACAGCUGCUGCAGUAAUUGAUAGAGAGCCCAUAUCUUGCAUUCUCUCAGCCCUGUUAUUGCCACUUGCCUGCUCCCUUCUUCCAGGACCUGAAUUUCCUCCUUGUAGUAGUCGGAACCAAGGAAAUCAUUACAGGAAUUUCUGCAGCACUGGGCUAAGGCAUUUUGUUCCCCAAGAUGUAGCCAUGAAAGCCCCUCCCACAGUCAUGGUGCACAGUAUUCAAGGAUUGUGGGGUGAGGGGAACAGCCACAAGCACUUCUCUCCCUGCUUUCUGGCAGUCAAAAUACAACGGUCAGAAAUUAAAUAGCUAAUAAUUUGCUGCCCUUUCAUGACGGCCAAGUUCAGCUGCUUGAGGCAGUUGCCCCACUAUACCUAAGCGUAGAGCCGGCCCUGAAUUUUGGAACUGGUAGGUCCUUUAGCAACAUGGAGGCUCUGACCGUGUGGAAGCUCUAUAGAGGGGUCGUAUGUGAACUGGAGUGAAGAUGUGGCAUAAUUAUAUAAAUAAAUAAUGUGUGUGUUGCACACCUCAGUCUUUGCCUUAUUGUGUUAGCAGGAGACAUCACGGCACUUUCCAGGUGUGA
Podarcis lilfordi (Lilford's wall lizard) is the source of this 17466-nucleotide messenger RNA. NCBI's taxonomy places the organism in Eukaryota, Metazoa, Chordata, Lepidosauria, Squamata, Lacertidae. The record is from the annotation of a GenBank genome assembly.